Messenger RNA from Copidosoma floridanum, 1120 nucleotides. Its product is annotated as galactose mutarotase. Gene Ontology annotation, biological process: beta-D-galactose catabolic process via UDP-galactose, Leloir pathway; glucose metabolic process. Gene Ontology annotation, molecular function: carbohydrate binding; aldose 1-epimerase activity. NCBI's taxonomy places the organism in Eukaryota, Metazoa, Arthropoda, Insecta, Hymenoptera, Encyrtidae. The record is from RefSeq and is a predicted model, not a curated record.
AUGGGAAUUAGAAAAAACAGGGAUAACAUGGUAGAAAGCUAUGGAUAUAGGAAACCAUAUAUUGUGGUGGUGCCCUGCGUGCAAUGUUGCAAUUUUCUCCACCAAAAUUUUUCCACUUAUUUCAACACUUUGGGAUUUUUGAACUUAGGCUACCUAGCCAAGGACAACCCUUACUUCGGAGCCACAGUCGGCCGCGUGGCGAACCGGAUCGGCAAAGGCCGCUUCAAGAUAGACGACGCGGAGUACAAUGUGGUGAAGAACAUCGGCGAGAACACCCUGCACGGCGGAAAAGUUGGCUGGAGCCACAAAGUCUGGGACGCGGUGGUGCAGGGAGACCUGGUCAUCAUGACACUGUCAAGCGAGGACGGCGACCAGGGCUUCCCCGGUACCGUGCUGGCCACUGUUGUAUUCAAGUUAUGCGACGACGGUGGACUGACAGUCGAGAUGAAGGCCGCGACGACCAAAAAGACCGUCAUCAACCUGACGAACCACAGCUACUUCAAUCUCGCAGGACACGGAGCCAACUCAACCGAACUCUACAAGCACACAGUCUCGAUAAAUGCUGAUCGCUGGACAGUCACGGACAAAGACAGUAUUCCAACUGGUGAGAUUCGCAACGUGGAUGAUUCAAUUUUCGACUUGAGACAGCAAACCCUUCUUGGCAAAGUCAUAAACCAAGUACCAGGUGGUGGUUACGAUUACAACUUCUGUUUGCCUGGACAACCGGAUUACAAAACGAAAUUCGUUGCCAAAGUCGUGCAUCCCGAUUCUGGAAGAACACUCGAAGUUUUUAGCAACCAGCCGGGUGUGCAAUUUUACACCUCCAACUCCCUUCCUGACUCCAACAAAGCUUUACCCGGCAAAAAGGGCCACACUUACUCCAAACACGGGGCCCUUUGUCUGGAAACUCAGAAUUACCCUGAUGCCAUGAAUCAUAAAAACUUUCCCAACAGCAUUCUACAACCAAAUGAUCAAUACUAUCAUGUUGUAACUUACAAAUUUACAGUACAAGCUUGAAAUUUAUAAGCAAACAGUGGAACUGUAUACUAUGUCUUAAUCUAAUAUUUGCAACUUUUAAAAGAAUUCCUACAUUGUACGAAUAAAACACAUUGCAUGAAAA